UGUUAGCAUGUGAGCUAACUCCACUACUUUCACUUUCUGACGGACGGCAGUAAACCCGCUGCAUGAUGAGAGGGCUUCCUGGAAAUCGAAACUAAUAUCUGCCUCAGUCGUCUUCGCCCUUCGUAAGACCGCAGAUGUAGAUAUUUAACACUCUUUUUCUGCUUAUAUUGAUAACUUUUAACCGUUAAGAUUUAGCCGUUUAAACGCGUUAUUCCGCCAGCUAGCUUUAGCGGCUAACCGCUAGCAUGGAAGGAAGCAUGAAGAGCAACGAGGAAAAAGGAGCAGAGAAACUAAUGGAUGAUUAUCUGAAGUCUAUCGGUCUGCAUCGGAAGAAAAUCGCCAAGGACGGGUCGUGUUUGUUUCGGGCUGUCGCCGAGCAGGUGCUUCAUUGCCAAAGUCUUCACACUAAAGUCCGGGCGAAGUGUGUUGAGUUCCUGAAGGAAAACAGAGAGAGUUACGAGGCCUUCAUUGAAGGAGACUUUGAGGAAUACCUCUUCAAGAUUCAGGACCCACAGCAAUGGGUGGGCGAGGUGGAGAUCAACGCUCUGGCUGUCAUGUACAAGAGGGAUUUUCUGAUCUUCCAGGAGCCGGGCAAACAGGCGGUGAACAUCACAGACAACAACUUCAAGGACAAGAGUCCUUGA
Messenger RNA from Notothenia coriiceps (black rockcod), 644 nucleotides. Its product is annotated as OTU domain-containing protein 4-like. Gene Ontology annotation, molecular function: cysteine-type deubiquitinase activity; K63-linked deubiquitinase activity. Lineage: Eukaryota; Metazoa; Chordata; Actinopteri; Perciformes; Nototheniidae. Bases 246 to 644 code for a protein of 132 amino acids. The transcript is spliced from 6 exons. Gene Ontology annotation, biological process: regulation of protein K48-linked deubiquitination; protein deubiquitination; negative regulation of toll-like receptor signaling pathway. The record is from RefSeq and is a predicted model, not a curated record.